Molecule: messenger RNA, 288 nt
Organism: Staurois parvus
Lineage: Eukaryota; Metazoa; Chordata; Amphibia; Anura; Ranidae
Source: the annotation of a GenBank genome assembly
AUGACGGAUCCACUGACUGUCCUACAGGAAUCAGACACAGGUGACUUGUGUGAUACUGAGGAUGGAGAUGAUGAGGACAGAGAGAGACAUGAGAAACUUCUCCAUGAUGUUGGGGGGCUGGAUGUGGUGGGGGUCUUACACACAGGUUUAUCUGAUAUAACAAGAGGGGUGAAUUUAUACUCCUAUAGGCAGGAAACCGCAGACAUAUUAUUGGAUGUAAACACAGCUCAUAAUAACCUACAGAUAUCAGAUGACGGGAAAACUGUGUCCAGGUCAGAUAGGAACCAG